Molecule: messenger RNA, 4038 nt
Organism: Taeniopygia guttata (zebra finch)
Lineage: Eukaryota; Metazoa; Chordata; Aves; Passeriformes; Estrildidae
Gene: MAFG
Product: MAF bZIP transcription factor G
Biological process (GO): regulation of epidermal cell differentiation; regulation of transcription by RNA polymerase II
Cellular component (GO): nucleus
Molecular function (GO): RNA polymerase II cis-regulatory region sequence-specific DNA binding; DNA-binding transcription factor activity, RNA polymerase II-specific
Source: RefSeq, a predicted model, not a curated record
CCCAAAUAUCACGUGACGAGUCCGUGACCGGCGGCGGCGGCGGCGGCUCGUGAGUCUCGGUCCCUCCCAGCGCGGCCUCCCUGCCCCGCCCGGCCUGGCCUGGCCCGGCGGCCCCGGCAGGAGAACCCAGCUGACAAGGCUGUCGUGUUAUGACGACCCCCAACAAAGGAAGCAAGGCCUUGAAGGUGAAGAGGGAGCCAGGUGAGAAUGGGACCAGCUUGACAGACGAGGAGCUGGUGACCAUGUCUGUGCGAGAGCUGAACCAGCAUCUACGGGGCCUGUCGAAGGAGGAGAUCAUCCAGCUGAAGCAGCGUCGGCGCACGCUGAAGAACCGGGGUUACGCGGCCAGCUGCAGAGUGAAGCGCGUUACACAGAAGGAGGAACUGGAGAAGCAGAAGGCAGAGCUGCAGCAAGAAGUGGAGAAGCUGGCCUCAGAGAACGCCAGCAUGAAAAUGGAACUUGAUGCUCUCCGCUCCAAAUAUGAGGCUCUCCAGAACUUCGCCAGAACCGUGGCCCGGAGCCCCGUGACCCCUGCACGGGGGCCUCUCGCUUCCAGUAUGGGGCCCCUCGUCCCUGGCAAGGUUGCUACUACUAGUGUCAUCACAAUAGUGAAAUCCAAAACGGACGCCCGGUCUUAGUGAAGCAAGUGUUGCCUGAGCUUGUCUGUGCAGGGCAGUUAGGCACAAAACCAGCCUGGAAUCCCCAAAGCACAAGCCCUCCCCACAUGGGUCCGGCUUCCUUUGACUUGGCCCAGGAUUGGCCUGCUGAUCGCUCCAGUUUGUUUUGUUGUGUCCAGAUUGGUAUGAGCAGUGGUGAUUUAUCCCUUGUCCUGUGCAGACAGAGCUUCCCACCCAGCAGUCUGUAAUCCUCAGGUGCCCUGGGGACAGACUGUGAGAUUUUGGUUUUCUACCCAAAGAAAAUCUGUGCAGUGUGGCUGAAAGAAGGGUGGAGGAGUGGCCCGAGGAAAGCUUUCUUCCUGGGGGCUGGGAACCCUAAUUUUCGGUCACUUCCAAAGGCUUUAUUUCAUGAUUCUUCCAGGUGGUGCAUCUCAGCACCUGAACCUGCUGCUUUUGUCUCCUUUGGUACCUGUAGUUACAGUUGGGGUGUUCUGUGUCAUAGGUUUUAUUCCUUCCUAGGUGUGCCUCUGUGCCCUAACCGUGGGUUUCCCUCAGACGUCCAUGACGUUAGCUGGGUAAACUGGCAGUGGUGGAAGGACGAUGCUGCUGUGUUCUGCCGAUGUGGUCCUGCGGCCCCGCAGGGCUCAGCACCCAGGAGGGAAGAAGGGAGCAGCGGUACUGUGUUGACUGCAGGCCGGUUUUGUGCCUAAUGUGUUGCACUGAACAAGACCAAAAUCACUAGUUGUUCCCGUGUUUUGAGGGUAUCAAGUGUCUCUAGUGUGAUGGUUUACACAACCAGUUUAUGUGGUUAAAUAGCCCUUUAUUUAAAGAGAGAAACAUCAUUUUAAGAAUUAUUAAAUUAUCUGAGUUUAAAAUUGGACAGAAGAGAGAGCGUAUUUAUAGUCAGCUUUUUUACCUGAGAAGGUGAGAAUAUUGACCAUAUGAGUGGGGAAAUAUUCUCAGAGACUUUGCUAGUUAAAAGUUAAUAAAUAAAUAAUUUUAAAGUGUCUCAUAAACCUCCCGCAAACUGUUUGUUGCUCUGAGGUUAGUUUUUAUAAAGAGUUAUCAGACUUUAUUUAUAAAACUUAGAAAAAGACAAAAAAAGAGGCAAGUCCUGUUUGAUAUCUUUUUGCAAUUGUACCAAAAGUGACUUAUUCUUGACCUUGCUAGUUUCUGUUGUGUCCCCUUGUGUUGGGCGCUCUGCUCCCCAAGCUCUUGUGCGGCGUUGUGGUGUGCUGGUGCCUUUGCCAUGUGCUGUCAUUUCACACUGUUGUUGUUUUCCCUAAACUCGACUGAGGGAUUGAGUUGGAAUCUCUGCGAAUUCUCCAGAAGGGUUCUGGUGCACAGGCUAAGGUGCUGCUGCUUUUGAGGAGAAGAAUGGCUGGCUGGUGCAGCAAGGUAGUGACACCUGCCCCGAGGUGUGCGGCAGGAGCACAGGCAGCUCCUGCUCAGCAGCCAAUGCUAGGCUAGCUUGGUUAGCUGGAGAGGAAAAACUCUGCACUUUUCCUCCUGCAGCAAACCCGUCAGAGAAGUAAUAUGAGGGAGACUUGUCUAGGUUUAGGAGAAGACUGAUGGGAUUGCCCCUGGAAAUAGAUCGUGUGGUCAGAACUUGUGUUGUGCUCAUGGCUCACCUGAACAAGAGGGGCAAGUCUGCAACAAGAGGGGCAACGUGGGACAGGCUAGCCCCUAGUCCCUUCUCUACAUAUUACUGGCCAGUGAGCUGUGGCAGGAUCACUGUCCUUCCUGGGGUGGCUUCUGCCCAGGGGUUUUAGGAGGGUGCUCAGAAUUACAGCUGUGAUGCAGCUGAGAAGCUGUUUGUGGCCAGGCUCUGUUUCCACAAAUACUUUGACUCCCCUCUUCCCUUCCCAAAGAUUUGAGCUGAUUUACUGAGUUUUAGAGAAGUAGGACAUGAGGGGGAAGCCCAUGUGAUCUCCUGGCUGCUGAUCUGAUUGGAGGGGGCAGAUUGGGAUAACACAAAUGAAGUCACAGUCUUGUGGCGAGGUACAGCUGUCCUGGAUAGGUUUUGGGGAAGUUUCUCACUGCUGACCUGAUACUGCUGUCCCCUGAGUGGAGGAGCAGGUCAGCCUGAGAAAAGCUGCAGUGUGGCAGGAGAGGAGCAGGUAGUUGACGGAGAUUUCCUGCUGGAUGAAGUCAGCUUUGCUCUGAUUGAUAGGGAGUUUAGGAAGUUGUUUUGGAUGCUUUUCCAAGUAAAUUUCCCAAAGGAGGAGCAGGUUAGAACAUUGCCUCCAGACUUCCCCCUUCUGGCCUUGGACUGACUCUUCUGUGAAUUGAAGUGUCUGAUGUGCUACUUCCAGCCAUUCACCGCACAGGCCACACCCUGCAGAGCACUCAGCAGGCUCUGGUCUUCCAGCUGGUUGUGGGGUGACUGGAAGAAGUGAGAUUUUAGAGAACACAGAGGCGUCCAGUUGUCCUGGGGUGUCAUUCCCAACCAUGUCCCUCUUAGACCCAGGCUGAGAUUGAAUCAGCCAGAGUCCUUGGGAACACAGCUGAGUCCUGAUCUGGGCCAGAGGAGUGGGCAAGGUGUGUAUGGGGCUGGUUAUGAUCUUGGUUCCACAGCUGGAGCCUCUGGUGUGAGGAGAGCCCCAUCAACACAGCAGGCGGUGAUGGGCAGCCCUGCAGCCACGGAGAACUUGCAUUUGGUUGUGCUCCGUGGCAGGGGUGUCCAGUCCCUCCCCACCUGCCGGGUGCAGCCGUGCGACGGCACCAGCCGCCGUUCCUCCUGCCCUGCACCGACCGGGGGUGCUUCCAGCGGCCUGUGUUCAACGAGGACAGGUCGUGUAGGGAGGAGCAGGUGCAUGGCCAUGGCCAGGGGUGCCACUGUGCUGAACGAGCUCUGCGGUGCCAGGCUGGGAGUCAGCGAGCCACGGUCCCAAGUGCCGCUUCCUGUGGGUUUGGUUUAGUUCUCAGUGCAGUGUAGGACCCGGAGCGCUGUAUUGCCGCAGUGUCCGAGGAGUGUCCCGUGGGCUCUGGGGAUCUUGUGUCCUGCCAGCUUGCUUCCUGUGCCCGUGCGAGGCGACCAGCGCCGGAGCCGUCACGCUGACUUCUCUCUCGUAUAUAGUGUUCUGGAGUGUGACAAUUCUUGUUCCUGAGGUGCUCGUCUGUUUGGUUUUCUGCUGUGAAGGGUGUCGUGUUCCCUUUCUCCUUUUCCUGGUGCCGUUCCGGGCGUCGGGGAGGGGUCCUGCGCCAGCCCGACCGGGGAACAUCCGCGGCACCCCGGGAUUUGUGUAUCUUGUAAAUUGUGUACAGUCGCUCCCGGUCGGAGUCGGGGCUGGCGGACAGAAGGGUCAUCCAGAGGGCUCCGAGCUCGGUGCAGGCGGUAUUUAUUGAUAAGUUAUUGCCGUUAUUUAUUCUGUACAGUGUCCGCCGCCUUUGUACGCGACAAUAAACCGCUUCAACAGCC